Messenger RNA from Ilyonectria robusta, 2109 nucleotides. Its product is annotated as nitrogen permease regulator of amino acid transport activity 3-domain-containing protein. The coding region runs from base 1 to 2109 and encodes 702 amino acids. Gene Ontology annotation, cellular component: GATOR1 complex. NCBI's taxonomy places the organism in Eukaryota, Fungi, Ascomycota, Sordariomycetes, Hypocreales, Nectriaceae. The transcript is spliced from 3 exons. Gene Ontology annotation, biological process: negative regulation of TORC1 signaling; TORC1 signaling; cellular response to amino acid starvation. The record is from RefSeq and is a predicted model, not a curated record.
AUGGCCACACCAUUUGUCACCACCGACAACUUCCUUGCCAUCGCCCUCAUCAUCAACCGCUCUCGUGAUGGCCCGGCCUUUGUCUUCCACUAUCCCCCUCACGUCCAGCCUAGCUCCGGGACCUCCCAAGCUCCGGCUGAUUUCGAGGAUAUCCUCCUUGAGCGCCUCUCGCAGCCGGGCCACCAGGAUGUCGACGACGACGACGCGACUUCCAGGCAAGCCCGCAACCCAGAAGAGCACUACUUCACCGAGUCUGGUACCCAGAUCGUCCCCUGGGAGCGUGUCGCCGGAUUCCCUUCCCGUGAUCUUGCUGGAAUUCUCACUCCAGCGCGCUCAUACCACAAGCGCCUCUUCCAACUAUCAUUAGAUCCCCUAUACUGCGUUUCCUAUCCCAUUCAUGUCCCCGAGAAUGGCAAGUGGAAGAAGCCCAAGAAGACAACCAAGUCCUCCAAGCGUUCUGCCUACACCGAUGACCUGACCGCCUCCCAGGAGCAGGAUGGAUCCGCUACCGGCAAGGCAACUGAACACCCACCCAAGGAUAAGGAUGUUAAGAAGGAUAAGGACGGCAAGAAGGAUGAGGACGACGAGAAGCGCAGCUCCAUGACCAUGUUUAACCUCGUCUUCAUCCUUAACCCCAAGAGUAACGAGGUCAAGGAGGUCAUCGACGCUGUUUAUGAUCACCUCGUCAAGAAGAUCAGCAAGGCCUUUAAAUAUAGCCAACAGCAUAGCGAGUUCGUCUGGAAGGAGUCGAAGCGCAUCCUCGUCGCCAAGGACAAAGCCCGCGAAGAGCGCAAAAAGAUGAACGUGCUAUGGAAGGAAAUACUGCAGAGCUCGUCACUGGCCGCUGCCAUGCAUGACAUCUACGAGGGCGUGUCGCAGAACCGGAUCGCGACACUCCAUCUCGAAACUGCCGCAGGCUCCCUCACACCCUCAGUUCAGAUCCCUGUACCCUUCUACGUCGACGACCUUCCCCAGGGCGAGGCACCGGCUCAGCGCGGCCUCUGGAUCACCACUGCCAACUCGUUUAUGAGCCAAGACGCCUUUGAGGAGCCUGGCUUCCUCGACCGCAAUUUCGCCCUCUUGCUUCUGGAUGACGAAAAGAAGAUCAUCUCAGAGCUUCAAGCUGACCCAGAUCCAACAACCGCUUCUAUGGUCGAGUUUGUGCGACUCUCCAAACCAACAAUGUCCUUCCAUCAAGUAGGCCAGAGCAAUAUUCUCACCGCAGGACAGGUCCGCAAGUAUGCUCAGCACUUCAUCUUCUGGCGUCGCGCCAUUGCUAUCCCGCCCCUCCACGCGCGCGACCAGUAUAUCGGGUCUCCCAAUGCGGACUACACGCAGCUCCCCCAGGACACACUUGAAUGGCAACGUGCAUUUCCCCUUGCCCCGCCCCUCCCCAACUUCCUCGCCGAGCUCUCCCAGUGCCCGCGGCCUUAUAAAGGGUUCUCCCCGAGCAAGGCCCAUCGGCCAACCUACCUCCUCAUGCUCGCCUGGCUCAUGCGCCGCGGCUGGGUCACCCAGCUGUGCACCUUUGCCUACGUCGUCGUCUGGCCUGAGAUCCUCUACGAGGUUGAUUACGAGAUGGAGGCCGAGGACCUCCGCGCUGCGGCCGACGCCGACGGGGCCCGCUCCGAGGACUCGUCGGGCGCAGCCCCGCCCCGCACCUCCGAGUCCUCCGAGGAUCAUUCCGGCACCGACGGUUCCAACGUCCCCACCAUGACGGAGCAGGCCGCAGAAAAGGCCCGACUCGAGCGCAUCGCCUCCAAAGCCCAUCGCGAAGCAGCUGAGAAAGCCACUGCCCACGCCCGCAAGGCUGUCCCCAUAGCCACCGCCCACCCGUCCGUCAACGAUCAUGCUCACCUUGCUAGCCUAACACCGCAUAUCAUCCUUGACACCAAGAAGGCCACUGGCAAGGAGUCACGCUACCUUUCCGCCAUCGCACGACGCUUCACCGAUGACAAGCUCCGCACGGGUUGGCAGCGGCUGUCCAAGUACUUUGAUGGCCAAUGCGCCCUUGAACGCAUCGCCCUGCAGGAGGAAAUGAAACGCAAGGAGGUCUGGAACAUGCUCACCGCCAUGAGUGAACACCUACUAUGCGCCCGGCAUUGGUGA